Messenger RNA from Gigantopelta aegis, 4510 nucleotides. RefSeq names its product F-box only protein 5-like. Gene Ontology annotation, biological process: negative regulation of meiotic nuclear division; regulation of mitotic nuclear division. Gene Ontology annotation, cellular component: nucleus. The coding region runs from base 278 to 1492 and encodes 404 amino acids. The record is from RefSeq and is a predicted model, not a curated record. Lineage: Eukaryota; Metazoa; Mollusca; Gastropoda; Neomphalida; Peltospiridae. Gene Ontology annotation, molecular function: protein binding. The transcript is spliced from 5 exons.
GGUUAAUCUCGUCACGAAGUCUCGUGAAAUAAACAACAUCAGCACCUUAACGUUGAUUGGUCCCUUUUGAGAAAGGGUACGAGUUUUGAAAAGCGAAGAAAAAUAAGGCACGUCUUUUGGUGUUAUUGAGUGACGGAAAAAUAUUUUAUGAAAAGCGUUAUUUACUUUAAUGCGCACCGUUAUACUCAGUUAGUUAUUUAACCGUUGCUAUAAUUUAUUGCUCUUUUACUACAAAACAUUUAUACAUUCUCUUGAUUGCGUGUAUUUUGAUGUUGAGAUGGAUGCCCAUAAGAUGCCAGAAAGUCAUUUUCCUACAAAACAAAAGGAAUUCCUUGGUCCAAUGACGUCACUGAGUACGAGCACACCGGUGUGUGCGAGAUCGAAACCCAUGGGUGUAAUCUUCAAGGGUGACAAGAUGAGUCCAGCCAGUGCUGGGCUCCUCGAACACGACAGUGGCUAUGUAGAUUCCCUGGGCGACUUAACGUUUCUGUCUGAUCACGACGGAAGUGACGGUCGCCUGUCGGCAGAAAUCAUAUUGAAUAACACGCCAGUCUCACUUGAUCAACGCUCAGCCCCCAACCUCCAUCUCUACAGUCCCAUUUCUCUGUGCCCCCCAGACUGCAACCCCCCAUGUUCCACACAGUGUUUGAAAGACUUUGAUUUGUUUGAUAUUCCCGAAGAUGAGUUCUGUAGUGGGUUUAAAGAGAUGUCGAUGGACAGUUUUGAUCUCGACAGCGAGAGUGGCAGUAAGUGUAACAGCCGUGUUUCUCCAUACACUUCAAGUGAACGUGAAGAAGCCAGAGUGUUGAGUGCACUUUCACCUGAGGAGCCGGAGCGCUUUGAUAAAUUUCUCAAACAUUUUUCUCCCCGAGAACCUGAUAGGUUGAUUGGUCGUAAGAUUGGGCUGGACCACGUGGACAUCAUUGCAGAGUUGCACUUAAGAAGUAUUGACACCAGCCUCAUACUAUCUUUCCUGGAACCAGCUGAUCUUUGUCGCAUGUGUAAGGUGAGCCGUCAGUGGAAAGUGAUCUGUAUAGGGAUGCCGAGUGCAGACAGGAGGAGGCUCGAGUUUGUAAAGAAAAACAAAGCAGCUUUCACAGGAAAGGAAAACUAUGGCAGGAAGUUAUCAGAUCGGCAACAUCGCGGUUUGACGAAUUCCGGUGCCACACUGGGUUGUGUGCAGAAUAUUGAAUUACAGACCAAGCCACCAUUUCUUGAAAUUUCUCCAAACAAACAAGACAUUUCUUUUUCUAAGGCUGCUCAGUUACUGCAGCAUGAAGAACGACUCUGCCACUGUCCAAAGUGUCACUUUGCUUCCAAAGUGGUUCCCGUGGAGGAGCGGGGCAUCUGCUUCAAGUGCAGCUAUGAUUUCUGUAUCAAGUGUUUGACGGAAUACCACCAAGCUCGACCGUGUGUUCCCGUCGCCUGCAAGAAGGCCAAGACGGACAAUGUUGGAGGGAAGAAGAGCAAACGCAAUUUAAAACGCUUAUAGCACUGGCAGAGGCAGAACUUGCUGCCACCUUUUCAUCUAAAUGUGACUGAUUACACAUUUGCAUCGAUUUCAACCACAGUGAAAAUCAGAUGGUGGCCAAAUGAAGCAAAUGUACAUCAGUGUACAAGAUUGUAUAUCAGAGUGUAGGAGAUCUAUGUCAGAAUGUAGGAGGUUGUAUAUCAGAGUGUAGGAGAUGCCAGAACGUAGGAGGUUGUACAACCAGAGUAUGUGGUUUUAUUCAGUGAGCACUUCUGUGAUAUUGUAAAGAAAAUGUGUGAACGGAUCAUGUAACACUGACAAUCAGACUUGGUUUCUUGCUUGUUCACCUGGUGAAGUGUAAGUGUUUGAGACCAUGUGAACACACUAGUCCUUCAAGUGCAACAGUUUACAUGUAGUGGUGACAUGUACUACUACAUUGCACAUUCACUUGUACAAGCAAGAGAUGAAAAGAAACCAGUUGAUUACAGUGCAUUACAUUUUAGAGUAUGUACUAGUCAUUUUACACAUGUGCAUGUUGGAUAUAUUCUGACAAACUGCCAUCCACAAACAUCAUAUGAUUCAGUUGUGUGGAAAUGUUAAAAGAAUACCCAUCAUUUCAUCUAGAAGAGUGAACAAUGACAAAUUGACAUCCUGUGUGUAUUUGUGUAAACAUUGUAUUUUCCUAAAAGACGGUUGACUUCCAGCUGAGCCCAAGAUGACAUGCUUGAACUACAACUGGAUAUACCUGCACAAAAAGAAAUUAAAAUUAAACCAAAGAAAUACUGAUCGUAUAGCAACCAGAAUGAAAUUGAAUUCUUCAAGUGUAAAUGAAAAGCAUGCUAAUAUGACUGUUGACUACCAAUUGACAAAUUAUGUAGAUCAUUAUGACUUACUACAAUCAUAGUAUGCCGAAGAUAACACAAAUGUCAUUGGGCCCUGUGUUGUUGCAGUGUAACUGCUUUAUCAAUACUGUACUCAACCCCUGCAAUUAAGAAAAUGUCCAUGGCAAAAAACAUUGGAAACAAGAGCCUGAAUAGUCCAAGGCAAAAAAGAGCUGCAGAGAACUAAAACCUCCGCAGCAUUGCCUAUUGCCGUGGGCCAUUGCAGGAGUUGUGUAUUUAUAGAUACCAGUAUUUAAACCAUUGUAAUCCGCCAAUUGAAUUCACACUAAGGUUUAUCAGAUAUUGAAUUUGGGGAUUAUUAAAUUUUUUAACUUCACCAGAAUCACAAACAUGAUUUAAUAUAGAUGUUUUAGGAUUCCAUCUCUUACAUUUCCAACCCAAAAUCUGGGAUUCGUGGAAGCACAUGAUCUUGCCAAAUUGGCAGCCUGUUUGUAAAACAGACCUGGCGACCUUUAUUAGUCUCCUACCUGUCCAACUGGAGGGGACUAGGUUUUGUCUCUGUCCGGCUGUCAAUGUUUCAAGAUAUUGAGCUGCUUUAUCAUGGACAGUUACAGAUCCAAGUUUCAUAAAGAUUUACCCAUUUUUGACAGUUAUGUUCAGAUCAAGUUUGACCUUUUAUCAAUGGGAAUUAUUCAAGGAACUUAACUGUCAAAAAUGGAAUUUACUUAUAUUUCACAGGGAUAUGACCCUUGAACUUUGGAGAUCAGAACAUUUGUGGAGACAUGCAUUGCUUAAGGGGCGUUCUCAUUAUGCGAUUAGUCGUACCAACUUGUUGCAUGCGACGGAAUCGUACUAUGAGAACAUACAAACCGGAGCGACAAGUCGUGUCGUAAUCGUACUGAUUAGAACAUGUUCUAUUUCUCACGACAGAUCGUAAGCUCUCAGCCAAUCAAAUCACAUUAAAGUACAACUGUUUAGUUUUUUACUUCCGUGUUUUUUCACCUGCAUGUAAACAUAUCAAAAUGUCCAGAUUUCAUGGGUUCAUAAAACCUAUUGCUGUCGAGAUGUGGUCAAUAAUUGUUUUGUUACAUAAUACCAUCAGUAAAUGGUCUACAUUCAUGUUUUCUUUAUUUCAGUGGAAUUUGUAGGCACUUACAUUUCCCGCAAAAUAUUUUUAAACUGACAAGCUUUGUUUAACGUCAUUUAAUUUUAUAACGUAAUGUCUUCCCACACACAAUUCUAGUCACUACAACAAAUCGCAUGUGACAAGCCGCUUUAGCAGUAUUCUCAGAAUGCUUGUCUAAUCAAACUACCUUUUAAUAUUGGUUUGUUAUGGUGUAUAUCUCACCUUGCCAUUGUACUAGUAGCUUGUUAGCAAGGUUGUCUACCUAGGUUGUGGUCUUGUUAUAUCUGUCGAUAUGAUUUUUUGUGGCAAACCAGGGAUUCAUGGCUCCAUUCUCACAAUUCCCACCCAGGGUAAACAUGAGAGAAUGAUUUUUUUUUUAAAACCAAAAAGCACGAGUUGACUGAUUUGUCAUCUGGCAGGGUGGCACUAAACAGUGGGGCACCCUUGUAUUUAUUGCUAGUUAGACACUAUAUCAAUUACUAUGAACUCAUUUUAAUGAACAUGUGUUUUAUUAUUUAUAAUGAAUGCAUUUUUAAUUUAGAAGUACCUGUAAGUAUUAUUGCUAGUAUUGUAAAGUUUUUAUAUUGUCUAGUAAUAGUAUAUUUAAUUUUAAAACCCAUCGUUAUUUCACUUAGAAGAUUAUUGCAAGUAUUAUAAUAUGCGUACAAAUAACACAGUACAUUCAUUUGCACUGUGCCUCACUUGAUCCCAUGCUAGUGUGUCUAUUGGCUGAAGAAAUCUGUAUAUAGAGGAUUCGUCACAAGUAUUUUUUAAUAUGGAAAAUAUCAACCUAGUCUUAUGUUAGGGGUCAUCCAUUUAGUACGUACACACAAUUUUCCGAUUUUUUGCAUACGCCAGUGCCCAUACCCCCCCCCCCCCCCCCUUGCGUACAUACGCAAAAGAUCGUCAGUCAGUACCAGUAAAUGUAGACAAUGCCACCGUCGAUGUCAUCAUGGUAUACUAUAAUUAAUGAAUACUGCUCAUUGUACAAAUGUAUUAAACAACGCUUGACGACGAAUAAAAUGUUUCUAAAUGUAUUAUAAACCGGAACGUCUGCUCUGUUUUAAUUAC